AUGUACCCGACCGUUGCGAUAUCGCUUCGCACUCUCGCUGCUUACCACCAAUCUCAUCGUACAUGUCCUCGCUUUGGCAUCCAAGCGCAAUGUAAAACACUUGCUUUUCUUCAUGAUAUUCCGUAUCGCCUGUACCUCAACAUGCAAUUCUCUGUUGCUUACGACAUCUAUUUAGAGAUCCGCCAUUGUGUGCAACAGCGUUUGCAGGCACCACUCGGGCGUGAUACACCAAAUUGGUGUUUAUUGAAUUCCUGCCCUGCAUGUUUCUAUAAGCUCCGAGACGAACCCAAGCUUGAGUUUGACUGGCUUAUAUCCAUUGAUGGCAACAAUAGCUUGAAACGGUGGGAUUCCACGAUAUAUGGGAACACUCCACGUGUAGAUUCUCGAUGGGCUCGUUCGGACUAUUGGGUUGAACCCAAAGCUGUGGACCGGUUUCAAAAUGAAAUUGCUUCACAUGUUGAUGAUUGGCAGGAUGAGCCUGUUGAGGUAAAUCCUUCUCAGUCAUUCUCUUUCUUUGACGAAUCCAGAAUAUUCAUCGCCGCAUGUCGCCACCGUUUCGUACUUGUAGCAUGUGAUAUGCUUCGAAGCGGUGAACUGGCCAAAUAUCCCCUGGCGCUCAUUGACAAACUCCUUGGUGUUUACGGGCCUAACGGAGGCUGUGCUUAUGAUAUAGGAUGUGCGUUUUCAAAAACAUUGAGCAGUAGUUCCUUGGCGUCUCAAGUGAAUAACCUUGGCUUCCGAAUGAUGUUACACUGGCAUCUGUUGUAUAUCCCCGGAACAGGACAUAGUGAAGGCGAAGGGUGCGAGCAUAUCUUCUCAGCUUCAAACAAACUUGCUCGGAGCACCAGACAUGCGAGUCCAUUCCAUCGGCACCAAUCCAUUGAAGAGCACUUCUCAUUUUGGGAUAAGGACAAAUAUGCGGUCCUAAGUAAUUUUUUAUGGAAUCAUUAUCGGGAGGCAUUGAAGGUGAUCACGACCCUCACCGUCGAGCUAACGAUCAUCAAAGCUGAGCUACAACUCACCGAUGAUGACUUCCCUCGAUUCCUCCAUGAAGAGUGCAAUUAUCUUGAGAGUUUGAAGGAGCUCCCUGUAAAAGACAACCUCUGUAUCCGCUAUGUCGAGGAGCUUGUGGCCCAUAUGGAGAUUCAGCUAAGCAUUGACGUAUGGUGGGAGAUCGGUGGCAAAGAAUAUAAACACUUCAAAGAUGAAGCUUCACUCAGUAAAUAUCAUACGGCACUUGAUGAGCUAGAACGGCUCAUCGUCAUGAGGUUUGAACUCUCGAAGUUGUCAUUGUCCGGCACAGGGUAUAAACUACGGCAACAAAUCAGCAAGGCCUUACAGCGGUGUUCUGAAACUAUUCGGAAGGCUAUUACUCGCUACAAUGUUCAGGCUGCAGCCCUGAAUCCACCGCGUCCAAAUAUUUUGUGGAAGGAUAUUGCAGAUUACAGUUUUAUUGCCGAGUUUGACCUUUUACGCCACUCACGCACAGACAUCGGGAGCAAUGAUUGGGCUAAGCCAGUUCAUCGAGAAGCCACGACAAAAAAUUUUAAGCUUCUCCGAGCAUCUGGUAUCAUACACGACCUGCUUAUUUCAGACCCAUUGCUUGGCCGCGAGUUGAAGCGCCAGUGGUGUUCACGAGCAGCUAUCAAUGCUGUACACUCAUAUCGCUUAGAUCAGAUUGCGGGUCUCACCGGAUUCUCUGGAGUCAAUACUGUUGGCAUCCGCCUUGAACUCACUGCAAAUGCUCAUGUAUUGAAUGCUGGUCAUAUCUCUGUACCACAAGAGGACAGGGACGAUGUUCUGGCAAUCAUCAGGUCAGACUAUGAUAAUAUGGAAGCCAUUGAUCGAGAGGAAGACAAGGCAGCGACACAGGACAUGGCAGAUUACUUACAUUCCAUCAUUGACUGA
Molecule: messenger RNA, 1908 nt
Organism: Suillus clintonianus
Lineage: Eukaryota; Fungi; Basidiomycota; Agaricomycetes; Boletales; Suillaceae
Exons: 11
Coding region: 1-1908 (635 amino acids)
Source: RefSeq, a predicted model, not a curated record